Messenger RNA from Saccoglossus kowalevskii, 978 nucleotides. Its product is annotated as carbohydrate sulfotransferase 1-like. Gene Ontology annotation, biological process: N-acetylglucosamine metabolic process; sulfur compound metabolic process. NCBI's taxonomy places the organism in Eukaryota, Metazoa, Hemichordata, Enteropneusta, Harrimaniidae. Gene Ontology annotation, molecular function: N-acetylglucosamine 6-O-sulfotransferase activity. The record is from RefSeq and is a predicted model, not a curated record.
AUGAAUGUGUCUAUGACUGCACGGAAGAUUGAAUUGAAACAAGACCAACCCAUCACCGUAUUAAUAAAUGCUAGAAUGCGCACAGGAUCAUCUUUGAUUGGACGUUAUUUGUCGAACAACCCUGACAGCAUGUACCUAUACGAACCGGAACUCGCUUUACGAUACAACACUUCUCUUCACUACAAUGUAUUUAACGACAGUGCAGCACACCUAGAGAAACUUCAAAAUCCAUUCUACGAAAUUAUUGAGGGAUUCUUUGAUUGCGAUUAUACAAGAAGAUCUGAACUGCUACCUUUUAUGAACGAGAGAGAUUGGCUGAAAUCAUAUAAUGGCUUUGCUCUCCUGAAAGGGUCCCAGUUUAAUGCUAAGCGACUCAAUGAAAUAUGUAAGACAAAAAGGCACCGUGUGGUAAAGACGGUGCGAAUAAAUGAUAUUUCAAAAGGUUUGAGUACGUUAAAAAAGUACGAUGUGAAAGUUAUCCAGGUUGUUAGGGAUCCCCGCGGAAUGAUUAACUCGAGAAUAAACUUUGAGAAACAGCAUUUGCAACCACGAGACAAACGAGAUCUAAUCGUGAGGAAAGCCAGUGAUGCUUGUAGAGACUACUGCAUAUGGCUAAAAACAAACAUAGACUCUGUCCUUAAUGGACCGAAGUGGUUGAAGGAACACUAUUUGAUCGUGCGAUAUGAGGAUCUGAUUGAAAGACCGCGAAAACUUGUACCGAAUAUGCACCACUUUAUUAGUAUACCUACAAACAUGACAGACGCCAUUUUAAGCAACCAGACAUUACGACCAGACAGUGCAUUUGCAUGGCGACACAGUCUACCAUAUUACCAAACACGUACUGCGCAGAAUAACUGCCCUGACGAAAUAUUUGAAACACUAGGUUAUGUGAAAGUUCAGAAUGAAAACCAGCAACGUAAUGUGUCAUUCUCCCUUUCGACGUCACCAAAUAUCAGUAAACUAACCUCCCUGGCUUAG